This is a messenger RNA of Fonsecaea nubica, 1287 nucleotides long. RefSeq lists its product as hypothetical. NCBI's taxonomy places the organism in Eukaryota, Fungi, Ascomycota, Eurotiomycetes, Chaetothyriales, Herpotrichiellaceae. The record is from RefSeq and is a predicted model, not a curated record. Bases 1 to 1287 code for a protein of 428 amino acids. The transcript has a single exon.
AUGUCUGCCGACCUGUACGCAGCGUUUUUGGUAGAGGAAACGACAUCGAAGCCGGAACAGACAAAUGACAAACGAGCAAAUGUAACCAACAAUCCAUCCCCACCUCGUAUCACAGAAUCUGUCCAUGGAAUCCAGCGACAGAAUGUAUCUUCACCACUUUGGCAGCGAGAUACUGGUGGAAGCGAUAUCCUCUUCGAUGCAGAACAACCUGACGUAGGAGACGAAUUUGGAGACUUUGAGACGGCAGGGGACUCCACGACCGAUCUGAACAAGACUGGACAGGCUGAUUCCUUGAGGCAUGAGGGAGUUAUGUCUACCAAGGCCAUUGGUCCAGAACCUUUAAUUUUGGACCUUCCAGAUACCAUUGGGUUGCUUGAUAAUCCAUCACAUCCGGAAACCAAAGUUUCGCAGACCUUAGGUGCUCAGCGUACUCUCAGUGGCACAGAACCAACAGAAAUUGGGAAACAACCUUCGUGGGACGAUGAUUGGGGCGACUUUGAAGAGACCGAGUCUCAGCCGCUACCACCUUUGACCACGGAAGUGAAGGCCCAGCCUUCCGAUGAUGACUGGGAGCCUAUCGAGGAUAAUGUGCCUCACUCAAUGCAGCAGACUAUAUACCCACAGCCACCUACAUCGAGAAAAGAUAAUGCCUGUGAGACCGAGACUCAAUCCCGUGAUCAAACAUUGACAUACGAACGGCCGAGCAAUGUCCCACCGCCAUCCUCGCUUCUACAGUUGCUCUCGUCAGUCUUUGGCUCGAUACACGAGAGUAAUGCCGAUAGUGUGUUGUCAAAAUCCGAAUUGGCAUCGAAGGUGCUGCUCAUCUUUCGAGUUUCUAGCCGCAUAGUCGCGGGCAGGACGCUACGAUGGAAGCGGGACACCGUCUUAGCCCAGAGUGUGAGGAUAGGUCAAUCAGGAAAGAGUGGUGGAAUGAAACUAGCAGCAGUAAACAAAAGUGAAACGACUAAGGAAGAACGAGAGACUGAAGAAAUGAUUCGCGAUUGGUCAAGCUACCUCCAUGAAUUCAACAGCAUCCUCGCUCAAGCUGAAGUUCCCCCAUGCCGGAUGAGAUUGUCAUCUACCCCUCCCAUCAAGAGGUUGGGAACGACUCAUCUUCCUGACAUGUCAAAGCCAUGCGCCCUUUGCGCAUUGAAACGUACAGAAAGAUUGAAGGACGUUGAUGCCGACGUGGAUGACCUUUUCGGUGAGUUUUGGGUUGAACACUGGGGCCACAAGGAUUGCUUCGACUUCUGGUAUUCGUACAAGGAUAUGCUCAAACACCGUUGA